Messenger RNA from Syngnathoides biaculeatus (alligator pipefish), 5499 nucleotides. RefSeq names its product glutamate receptor, metabotropic 3 (gene grm3). The record is from RefSeq and is a predicted model, not a curated record. Bases 1702 to 4353 code for a protein of 883 amino acids. Gene Ontology annotation, molecular function: group II metabotropic glutamate receptor activity. NCBI's taxonomy places the organism in Eukaryota, Metazoa, Chordata, Actinopteri, Syngnathiformes, Syngnathidae. Gene Ontology annotation, cellular component: membrane. The transcript is spliced from 21 exons. Gene Ontology annotation, biological process: G protein-coupled glutamate receptor signaling pathway; regulation of synaptic transmission, glutamatergic.
AAUCGAUUAAGAGGAAAACGGUUGACUAAUCCGAUUUCGAGUUGACUGAAGACGGGCGUGAACGGGCCGCUUUGACCGUCUUUUUUCCACACACAUUACACACACGCAGAUACGGUAGAAUUUUAGUAAUGUCAGUGGCUGAUUAAUUAUCGCACGUAUCAGAUGUAUCAGCGUUAACGCUCUGAUGAAGGGGCCUUAUGUCAUCGACUGAAACGUUGACGUUGCUUUUUUAGCCCUGACAAAAAGAUAAAAUAGCGGCAGUUUAGUUGGCGUGCCUCGAAACAGUCGUCUGUCGUCACCCAUCGCGGGAAUUUUUUCAGCGUCAAAAGGGAAACAAAUGGUUGCAUUAUGUGGGUAUUCGGUGUCCCAAGUACCGUAAUUCCCGGCCUCCAGAGCGCACCUGGAUAUAAGCCUCGGUACGCAGAAAGAGAGCAGGCGGGACUUGGACACAACCCUCGACUUUUUGAAACACCCCAGGGACUUUGAGUGUUGAACAGUGAGCAAAUGAGGAUGAGGAGCGCCCGACCGGAUGCCAGGUGCUGCCGAGCGUCCGCGUUUGCAUACGAGAGAUCUCGCACGUGUUAGCACGCACCUAUGCAGCGCACAUGUUCGGGGAAUCGUGAUGCGACGUGUUUGAAGUGCGGCGGCGGCGGCGGCGCCAACCCGAGUGUUGCACGCCGCCGGAUGGCUUUGUUGCCACAUGAAACGUCGAGAAGGAACGGCGGAGAAAGACAGAGCGGGAGCCAGCGCUGAACCCAAAACACUGGAGACGCAGCUUUGUCACUUGGUGUGUUCGUCAACUAGGGAAGAGAUGUCGCUAGAUACACGUUUCGUGGCAAGUACGAAGGCAAGGUGUGACCCUGUUCCUUGACUAAACCACGGCUAACAUCAUGCUCGCGUCUCGGAGUCCUGCAUUUGGGUCCACCCCUGCACCGAUGGCUCUUGACAAAAGCUGCAUACAGUCCUUCGCCGGGCGUGCAAGUGCGACUCGCCGACUGUAAUUCGUUGGGCGUCACCCGCUUCGCUCGCGGUCGCUUGAGUGACUUUUGGGAGACGUCGACCGCAUCACAAGUGGCCACCGAGAGCAAAAGCGUAGCACUCCAUCCAUCUCGGGGGCCUGGGGACGGGGAGCGGAGGGGCGUGUGAAAUGAAGCACGGCUAACGCUAUUAGCGCACGGACGCAAACCAUCUGUGGGGAAUCGGAGAAGGAAGCGCGCGCGGCCCCGGCGGACUUACUUCCUGCUACGUGAACCGGCGAUGAGCGACAGCAUCCUCUCUCUCGGCGUGACUCCUCCGGGGACCGCGAGUAGACCCGGUCCAAACUUCCAGCUGAGAACGGAUUCCCUACGAGACGACACAAAGGUUAUCCACAAUGUGAAGAAUUUGCUCGAAUUGGAUCUCAACUGGAAGACAGUGGCCAGAUGCAUGAAAUUCCUUAACUUCACCUUCACCACAGUCAAUGGUUGUGGGUUCCAAUCUCGGCGCGGGUCCUCUAAGAUGUGGUGAUGUUGCUACCUGACAUUCGCCAUCUGCUGACUUCCAUCUUCUCUCAGGACUGAUUUCCUCAUGGUGUGUCCCUUCGCGUGCGCCACUCUUCCCGCCCCCCUCGCCCGUUUCAUGGGCCUCCAAGCGACCCCCGCCGCUCCACCUUUAACCCCUCACCCUUAACCUCCCAACCCCCAACGCGCCGAACACCCAACCAUGGCGACCCGCGCUCUCGUGGUGGUGAUGAUGUGCCGGGGCGUCCUGCUGUCCGCCGGAGACCCGCCGACGUCGCGGCGGGAGAUCCGCAUGGAGGGCGACCUGGUGCUGGGGGGCUUGUUCCCCGUGCACGAGAAGGGCGCCGGCGUGGAGGAGUGCGGCCGCGUCAACGAGGACCGAGGGAUCCAGAGGCUGGAGGCCAUGCUGUUCGCCAUCGACGCCAUCAACCGGGACCGCCUUCUGUUGCCCGGCGUCACCCUCGGCGUGCACAUCCUGGACACGUGCUCGCGCGACACUUAUGCACUGGAGCAGGCGCUGGAGUUCGUGCGGGCGUCGCUCACCAAGGUGGACGACUCGGAGUUCAUCUGCCCGGACGGCUCGUACGCGCUGCAGGACGACAGCCCGCUCGCCAUCGCCGGCGUCAUCGGCGGCUCCUUCAGCAGCGUCUCCAUCCAGGUCGCCAACCUCCUCAGGCUCUUCCAGAUCCCCCAAAUAAGCUACGCGUCCACCAGCGCUAAGCUCAGCGACAAGACCCGCUACGACUACUUUGCCCGCACCGUGCCGCCCGACUUCUACCAGGCCAAGGCCAUGGCCGAGAUCCUGCGCUUUUUCAACUGGACCUACGUCUCCACGGUGGCGUCGGAGGGUGACUACGGCGAGACGGGCAUCGAAGCCUUUGAGCAGGAGGCCCGGAUGAGGAACAUCUGCAUUGCUACGUCGGAGAAAGUGGGGCGUUCAAACGCCAAGAAGUCCUACGAAGCCGUGAUCCGCCAGCUCCUCCAGAAGCCCAACGCCCGCGUGGCCGUUCUGUUCCUGCGCAGCGACGACGCCCGAGAGCUGCUGGCCGCCGCGGCCAGGCUCAACGUUUCCUUCGUUUGGGUGGCCAGCGACGGCUGGGGGGCACAGGAGAGCAUCGUCAAAGGCAACGAGGUGACGGCGGAAGGCGCCAUCACGCUGGAGUUGGCUGCCAACCACGUGCCGGACUUCAACCGCUACUUCCUCAGCCUGAACCCCAAGAAAAACCACCGCAACCCGUGGUUCAGAGAAUUCUGGGAACAGCGCUUCCAGUGCUCCCUGGGGGGCGGCGGCGGCGGAGGGGAGGGGCCUCUCCCGCCGUGCGACGGGGACCUGUCCAUGGACAAGAGCAACUUUGAGCCAGAGUCCAAGAUCAUGUUUGUGGUGAACGCGGUGUACGCCAUGGCCUACGCGCUGCACAAUAUGCAGCGCAGCCUCUGCCUCAACACCAGCACGCUGUGCGACAGCAUGAAGGCCUUGGACGGCCGCAGACUCUACCGAGACUUCAUCCUGAACGUCAGCUUCACAGCCCCGUUCUCCCCCGCCGGCAGCGAGACGGCCGUCAAGUUCGACUCCCAGGGCGACGGCGUGGGCCGCUACAACAUCUUCAGCUACCAGCGCUCGGGCGAGCGCUACGCUUACGUGCCGGUCGGCGAAUGGGCCGAGAGUCUGAGUCUUAACGGCGCUUUGAUUCAGUGGCCCAGGGAGGCGGCGCCCGCCUCGCAGUGCAGCGACCCUUGCGAGCGCAACGAGAUGAAGAAAAUGCAGGCCGGCGAGUACUGCUGCUGGAUCUGCACCGCCUGCGAGCCUCACGAAUACCUUGCCGAUGAGUUCACGUGCUCGCCCUGCGCUCCGGGUCAGUGGCCCACCGACGACCUGACGUCCUGCUACGAGCUCCCCGAAGAUUACAUCAUGUGGGAAGACGCGUGGGCCAUCGGGCCCAUCACCAUUGCCUGCGUGGGCUUCAUGUGCACCGGCCUGGUUCUGUGGGUGCUGGUCCGGCACAACGACACGCCGCUGGUGAAGGCGUCGGGCCGGGAGCUGUGCUACAUCCUCCUCCUGGGCGUCUUCAUGUCGUACGCCAUGACCUUCCUCUUCCUGGCCAAGCCGUCGCCGGCCAUCUGCGCCCUGCGCCGCCUCGGCCUGGGCACGUCCUUCGCCGUGUGCUACUCGGCGCUCCUCACCAAGACCAACCGCAUCGCCAGGAUCUUCGGCGGCGUCAAGGACGGGGCGGGCGCGGCCAGGCCGCGCUUCAUCAGCCCGUCCUCUCAGGUCUUCAUCUGCCUGAGCCUGAUUUCGGUGCAGUUGGUGAUGGUGUCCGUGUGGCUGCUGCUGGAGGUUCCGGGCACGCGGCGCUUCACGCUGCCCGAGCGCCGGCAGACGGUCAUCCUCAAGUGCAACGUGCGCGACGCUAGCAUGCUGCUGUCCCUCAGCUACGACGUACUCCUGGUCAUCCUGUGUACUAUCUACGCCUUCAAGACCAGGAAGUGCCCGGAGAACUUCAACGAAGCCAAGUUUAUCGGCUUCACCAUGUACACCACGUGCAUCAUUUGGCUGGCCUUUCUGCCCAUCUUCUACGUCACUUCCAGCGACUACAGGGUCCAGACGACCACCAUGUGCAUCUCGGUGAGCCUGAGCGGCUUCGUGGUGCUGGGCUGCAUGUUCGCCCCCAAGGUACACAUCAUCAUGUUCCAGCCGCAGAAGAACGUCACCAGUCACAGGCUCAACGUCAACCGCUUUAGCGUCAGCGGGACGGCGGUCGCCUCCUACGCCGCUCACGCUUCCGUCAGCACCCACUUCGUCCCGAGCGUGUGCAACGGCAGAGAGAUCGUCGACUCCACCACUUCCUCUCUGUGAGCCCGCCGGCCCGACCCCGCCCUGCGACUGUUAGCCCCGCCCACCCAGGCCCCGGCAGCCAACGAGAUUUCACUGGCUCGCCUGGCGUCGCCGGCCUCCGUAACUUUCUCGUCCGAGCAGUGUCGAAAGUGUGUAACUGUAAUUAAAUUAUUUUCUAAGAGGCUUGUACAUAUUUGGAACGGACAUUUGUUGUAAGUAGACGGUCAAAGAAGAACCACACACGCACGCGCGCACACACAAAAAACAUUUUUAGGAGGAACUUUUGGGGCCUUUUGUUUUUUGAUAGCUUUGUUAUUCUGAUGUAAAUACGUUCAGGACGGUGGGAAGGAAGCGGACGCUUGCAAUACCCCACUGACUUUUUAUUAAUGUUAAGACGAUUAUUCUCAUGGUCUUUUUGUAGGUAAUAAUGAUAAUAAUACUCCAAUGUAUGCAUUUCUAAUGUGUACCCUUUUUUUGUGUGUAGUACAGCCGACAAUUGAAACGGCGCAAUUUGUCGACGGCAUACGGGCAAGACUGAAUGUGAGCGUGAUGGACGAAGUGUCCAAAAAAAAAUAAGACAAAUACAUCACAUCUAUGACUUCAUGGAUUUUGUUGAUUUUUAUACUUUUUUUAAAAGAAAAACUCAUCUUUGAAUCCCUUUAUUCAAACGGUCAUAGUUUAAUGUGUGUGUUCAACCGAGCAAUAGAACUAGACAAUUCUGGACAAAAAAAGACAUCCGUGCCGGGAACAAAUAAAAGUUGAAAUAUUAUUAAAAAUAUGUUGAAAAUAUUAGAAAAAAAGAUUUACAUUCAAAAUAUCAAGAGUAAUAAAAUAGUACUUUUCCCAAAAAUAAACUAAAGACAGUAGGAUGAGAAUGAUGGCAAAAUACUACAAGAUAGGAAAAAAAAGUCCCCAUAAAGUUCGAAUUGUAUAACGUCAAAUUUUACAAUCUAAAACAUUUUUUUAAUAAACUGGUAAAAUAUUCUAACAAAAGAGUGCAAAUAUCACUGCGGAGAAGUGGUCGUAUUAUUUGACUUCGGCACUCAGCGUCAGUUAAAAAAAAAAAAUGCAUGAAGAAAAAAAAAUCACUUUAAAAUACAAUCAACAAGUUAGAUCUUCAUGAAGCAAAAUUCUUCACGUUAAAAAAUUGAAAUCAUCGUAUUGACG